CUAGCGUGUUGAUGUUUACCGGUGGCUGACAUUUUGUUUUUAACUAGUUUACGAUUGUUUUGUAAAUAAAGUAAUUUUUAAAUCAUGGCUGCUACACAUAUCACACCAUUUUUAAUAUUAAACUUAGGUUCGGAAAUGAUUUACGUAUUUGCACAACGAUUAGAUGCUCAAAAAAUUGAAAAAGAAAAAGCCACUGUUGUUCUUGAUGAAAUUAUAUCAACAUUUCUCGCGAAAAAAAUCAUAUCAGAAUUAUUUCAACCACGACCGCCAUUUACUCACAUGGCUGUACGACAAUUAAUGGAAAAUAUAGCACAUUCAUCACUAAUGCAACUGGAUCAAUAUAGUAUGGAUCGUUUAUGGGAUCUGGUUACAAUGAUCUAUAAAUGGCAGACAACAAUCUCCGAUGAUAUAAUUACUGUAACACGUAAACAUUUAUCGGAAUUAUAUCCAUUAAUUGCAAAUCCAGCAACACUGUUAUUAUUGGAAAAAGCACAGAUACAGUUCGAUGAAUAUGUUAAAUAUUUCCAAUACGAAGAUUUAUGUAAAAUACGUAAAUGUAUAUUAGUUUGGUUGCAACAAUUUAAUGUACGUGUUUCGAUUCUGCUCAAAUUAGGAUUACAAAAUCAAGAUGGAUCGUUUGUACAUGAAGGACAUUUUGAUGAUACUCAAACAACAUUAUUGCGUAAUUUAGGCACAAAUAUUUAUACAGUACAAAAACAAAAUGCAAAUAAUUGUAUAAAAGAAGAGAUAAAUAUGUUUGCCAAUCAAAUAUUGGGUGAGACAAAAGUCAAUCAUAAUUUUAUCAAUUUAAAUUUCUUACCACAAUCUUCAAAAACUUCCACUUCAGCUGAAACAUCAUUGAAUCGUUCAUCAAUUGAAAAUAAAGCAUUUCUAAAUAUUGACUGUGCUAGUCAUAACACAAAAUUACAAGAGAUUUUUAAGGAAAUGUCCUUGAAAGAGGAAACUGAAGGUAUUACAUCGAGAAUUAAUAAUAGGGCCAGUGAUGAUAAUUUUACUGAUGAAUUAUUAAAUUUA
Molecule: messenger RNA, 1035 nt
Organism: Chrysoperla carnea
Lineage: Eukaryota; Metazoa; Arthropoda; Insecta; Neuroptera; Chrysopidae
Gene: OSCP1
Product: protein OSCP1
Exons: 3
Biological process (GO): transport
Cellular component (GO): cytoplasm; plasma membrane
Source: RefSeq, a predicted model, not a curated record